AAACAAAAGGGAAAGCAUCUUUCCUCUCCCUUCUUUCCUCCCAUCUUCCCUAAGAAACAAACAGAAAACACUAACACUACAAGCAACUACAUUAAGCAAGAAAAUAAAAAUAAAUACAUAAACCCCACAAGCAAAAUUACAAUCUCGACGCCAUGGAUGAAUCUGACGACUACCCAAAAGAGUGCUACACCCAAGACGGCCGGAGAGUGAUGUCGUCAUCGUCAACGACGAGCGUGCACGUCACGGCGCUGGACGGCCUGGUCAACGUCAACUCACUCUUCACCAUCGCCGUCUUCGUGGGGCUCUCCCUGACAACUCCGGGACAGAGGAGCCUCGAGAACCGGACAUCCUGCGACGCCGGGAUCGACGUGGCGAAGAAGCUGCUGGUGUUCGAGGUUGUCUCCUUCAGCUUCUUCCUGUUCUCGUCGCUGGUGGCGCAGGGACUGAAGCUGGCGAUCAACCUGCUCAACAGCAAAGACGUCGACGAGGCGUUCCGGGCCCACAUCAAUCUGAAGGCGUUGAGAUUCGGGAUGUUGGGGUCCGCUUUCGGAUCGGUCAUGGGUUGUGUGUUUUUGGUGCUGUCGAUGGUGAAUGUGAUUCAGAUCAGGCUGGGGAUGCUGUCGUGUGGCAGCAAAUCCGCCGUCCAUUCCGUGGCGGCGCUUGUUGUAUUGGUCACGACGGCGCUUCUGGUCUAUAUUUCCACUGCUGUUUAUGCUUUUCUUCACUAGCUGCUGAAUCCGAUUUUAUAUUUAUGUAAGUUUCUUGUUCGAUACCAUCAAGAUUGUAUAUUUUUUAAUCUGAUUUUUGGAUGUCAAUGCAACGGUAUUUCAAGUCGAUCA
This is a messenger RNA of Malus domestica (apple), 839 nucleotides long. RefSeq lists its product as uncharacterized. Lineage: Eukaryota; Viridiplantae; Streptophyta; Magnoliopsida; Rosales; Rosaceae. The record is from RefSeq and is a predicted model, not a curated record.